AUGGCCGGAGAGAAGGGCUUCGAACGGCGGGAUGCCAUCGGACAGGGUGUCAAGGGCUCCCUGAUCAUGGGCGGUAUAGGCAGCAUCCUGAGCGGUGUCCAGAACUCGCUCGCCAAGCAGAACAUUGGAGCCAUGGGUGUUAUCACUCGCACGGGUGGUACCGUCGCGAUUUUCGCUGCUAUGGGUGGCUCCUUCAUGUUCGUGCGCAACGCCUCAGCCAAUUUGAGGGAGAAGGAUGAUCACUGGAACCCUACCAUUGGAGGCUUCGUCGCCGGCGCCAUCCUCGGAACCCGAUUCCGCACGAUGCCUUCCGUCAUUGGAUACGGUGCCGCUCUGGCUGUGACAUUGGGCGUGUUUGAUUACAGCGGUGGCUCCCUUAAAGCGAUGUUCCGGGACCCCGGAAUCGACGAGGUUGAGCGGAAGGAAGCCCUGAGGAAGAGCCGCCGACGACCCAUCGAGGAGGCUAUUGAGCACAUUGGUGAAGGACGUGGAAUUUACGGCCCGGGCUACGAGGAUAGACGACGUGAGCGCCUCACCGAGAAGUAUGGCAUCGACUUCACAAACGUCGAGCGCAGAUAG
Molecule: messenger RNA, 579 nt
Organism: Tricharina praecox
Lineage: Eukaryota; Fungi; Ascomycota; Pezizomycetes; Pezizales; Pyronemataceae
Exons: 4
Coding region: 1-579 (192 amino acids)
Biological process (GO): mitochondrial respiratory chain complex I assembly
Source: RefSeq, a predicted model, not a curated record